AUGAAUGUUGAAGUCGACCCCACUGAGGAUACUGAAUGGAACGAUAUCCUUCGAGAACAUGGAAUUAUUCCCCAAAAACAACCAUCACAAGAUGAAUUAAUCGAGGAAGCAUUACAGGAGUCUUUAAAAAAGGCACAUGAUAAUCGGUUGGAAAACAAAACAUUGGAUGAACUUGAUGAUUUAGAGGAUGAAGAGGAUGAGGAGUUUCUAGAAUUAUAUCGCCGCAAAAGAAUGGAGGAGCUUAAAGCACAAACUUCUCGAAAUAAAUUUGGAGAACUUUCAACUAUUAGCAAACCUGAAUAUACUUCUGAGGUUACCGAUGCCUCAAAAAAUGAUACGUUUGUAUUUUUGCAUAUUAUGUACAAUGGAGUUCCCGAAUCUAAACUUUUGUCAGCUAGCAAAAGAAGAAAACAAAAAAGAUAUACACGGGCAACCGACCAAAUUUUAUAUGAUGACAUGAAAAAUAAAGAAUCCAUAACCAAGCUUAAUCACCAACCAUUAGAUGAAACAAAACCAGGAUUAGGCCAAUAUUAUUGCAUCAAUUGUGCUAAAUAUUUUGAUUCCGUUUCUGCAAAGAAUACUCAUAUGAAGGGCCGAUUUCAUAAGAGACGAGUAAAAGAGCUUAAAGAAGGACCGUACACUCAGGAAGAAGCAAACUUUGCUGCUGGACACAAUGUUAAACUAUAUUUACAAAAAAAAGAAGAACGAGAACUUCACCAAAAAGCCGAGCAUGUUGUCCAGGAAGUUGAAUCUGGUGACAAAAAAAAAGACGAAGACAAGGAAAUGGAGGACUAA
Magnusiomyces paraingens is the source of this 795-nucleotide messenger RNA. RefSeq lists its product as uncharacterized. Gene Ontology annotation, molecular function: zinc ion binding; nucleic acid binding. Gene Ontology annotation, biological process: protein folding. Gene Ontology annotation, cellular component: cytoplasm. The record is from RefSeq and is a predicted model, not a curated record. The transcript is spliced from 3 exons. The coding region runs from base 1 to 795 and encodes 264 amino acids. Lineage: Eukaryota; Fungi; Ascomycota; Dipodascomycetes; Dipodascales; Dipodascaceae.